AUGGUGUCCCUGACUUUCGAAAGCCUUCCGGUGGAGUUAGUCGAAGAAGUUGUUAGUCGGCUAGACCUCCACGAUCUCUGUGCACUGCGCCUGACUGGACGCACUGUCUCUUCAAAAUCAUCCAAUGCUACCUUUCGGAACUAUUUCCUUUCCAAGAAGUUGGAAAUCGCAGAAGCCCCGCUUGAAAACUUCGCUCUCGUUACCAAACCAGGACGUUUCGGCCUCUGGAUCCAGCAUCUCACUCUGUAUGCAAUCACUAAAGAUGAUGAUACCGGAGGAAUAUCCCUCGCCAGUCCCAGGGUGAUCGAGUUACUAGCGCAAGGCUUCCUGAACAUACGCGAUAAUUCUCCGCAUGGUGGACCCUUGUCUAUCACUCUCAAGAUAAUUGGGGACGGCUAUAUGAGGGAUUUUGCUGCUCCAGUGUUCAAUGUGACCCUGUCAGCCCUCAGGGGUACUGGACUACCCAUUAGAUCAUUGGAUGCGUUUGCGGAAGGUUAUUCCCACAACCACGGGGGUUUCUGUAGUAUCCCUUUCAGCGAGAUCACGGGGGCAUUUUCCGGCGCCGGCGCGGCAGACCUACACAGCCUUGCGAAGACCUUCCAGCCGUGCACGAAAUUAUGCCUAAGCUUGGCGCACCAUAUACAUACAAUCGACUCCGAUAGUAUCCGAGAACUACAUAACGACAAUGAAGACGAAGAUUUCGAAUUGCCACCGAGUUACGAGGAAGCCAGAGUAAAUACCCAGAAACUUUGUGACCUUGUGGGCCUAUGCCCCACUCUCCAAGAGCUGUAUUUGGUGUGGGAGUAUGAUGACUUCGAAGAGACAGCCGGGGUCAGGGAAGAAUUGUACUUCUUCUCUCGGUUAGCAGAAUCAUGCCAAUUCCCGAGCUUGAGGCAGUGUACAUUGCACAAUAUCCGAAUGUCCGAGGAAGCGCUUCUAACCUUCUUUCGUCAACUUACUCGGCUGGUGUAUUUGAGGUUGGAAUAUGUAUCUGUUGAAGGUGAAUUCGACGACCUAUUCAGACUUUUGUCCACUUCAAUGCCGGAAUUGAAUUACUUGCAUCUCCGAGGCCUUUAUUCUUCGUCUGGGACCCUUCGCUUCUUGAACGAACACCCCGAGAAUAGACUGAGACAUCCAACCGGUCGUGCACCACCUGGUAUAAUUCGGAGAGGGUCCGACGCUAGGCGGCUGGUCGUAGCCAGGGCAAGGUAGAAGGACAUGGAUCCUCUAUAGAUACGAAGAGAUGUGUACAUAACCCCCAAGGAAUAGUGGAAUGAUCCUUCGCGUGUAAUUAGAA
This is a messenger RNA of Aspergillus costaricaensis CBS 115574, 1297 nucleotides long. RefSeq lists its product as uncharacterized. Gene Ontology annotation, molecular function: protein binding. The record is from RefSeq and is a predicted model, not a curated record. Bases 1 to 1212 code for a protein of 403 amino acids. NCBI's taxonomy places the organism in Eukaryota, Fungi, Ascomycota, Eurotiomycetes, Eurotiales, Aspergillaceae. The transcript has a single exon.